GUUUGAUCAGCAAGAACCAGCCGCCGGAAGUGGCGUCGGGGGGGCGGUAGUCACGAAGCCGGAAGUUGCCGCUGAGCGGAGACUGAGGGUGAAAAUCAGGCGUCGGAGAUGUAUACCAGAGGUCUUAAAUCCCAGCUGAAGGACAGUGUUCCUGUUGGUGAACUUGCUCCUCAUGCAGGACCCUAUGGUGUGCAUGAUACAUUGCGUCGAGGAUUUUCCAAUGUAAAGUCUGAACUUUUGCCAAGUCAUCCCCUGGAAGUUUUGGAAAACAAUUUUCAGCUCAAUCAAAAUAAAAUGAAUUUUGCUACAUUGAGAAAUAUUCAAGGACUACAUGCUCCACUAAAGUUGCAAAUGGAAUACAAAGCAGUGAAACAGGCACAACGUUUGCCUUUCCUCAUAAGCUCAAACAUUGCACUGGAAACUCUUCAAGGGAACGAUGAAUGCAUUGGCUUUGAAGACAUAUUGAAUGAUCCAACCCAGAGUGAAGUUAUGGGAGAACCACAUCUUAUGAUGGAGUACAAACUUGGCUUACUGUAAUUAACUGACAUUCCUGAAAAUUUUGAAGAGACAAGUAUUGCUUCCUGUUGCUCUGCGUAGGGUGUUCUGAAUGUUUCAGGAGCAUCUAAAAUAAGAGCCUGCUAGCAAGUGACUGGCCCAAAUGAAGAGUAAUUUAACACUUAUGUGGAUUUCAACUUCAGAAAAAAAAAACAAAUGUUAAGUUAAUAGUUAAACAAAAGUGGACUACCAACAAAGUCCAAGCUCUUCCAAAAUAACUACCUGUUCAGAUAGCUUAAACAUGAGUUGCAUUUGUGUAAAAACAUAGCAAUGUAUUAAGUUGCACAUGCUUUAAAAUGCCUUGCCAUUUACGACAUGACUAAGAUGUGAAAAAUGUCCAAGACCAUGUCAGUUAUUUCAAAUGAGGAUUGAUUUUGUCAGUAAAGCAUUUAAUAUCCAUUAGUGCUAUUAUUGAGUCACUUUUACAAAAGAUCGGAGAUCCUGCAACAAAACAAAUGCUGAAAUGCUUUGGUCUCAGAAUAUGAUUCAAGUAUUUAUUGUUAGCUGUGCAUUUAGUUUUAACGUCAACAUUAUUUCCUAUUUAACAGCAGAAGGUUGUGUCAUUAAGUGGUUUAAUGCAUUCAGGUUUUGGGUACUUCAUAACUUGUUUAUUUGGUACAGCUUUUAAGAAAAUAUGUUUUGAUUUCUCAGUUCAACCUUUAAGUCAUACUGAGGAAAUGUUGUCUCCUUAAAAAGUGUUUCUAUAUUGAAAGCUCAUCUGCUACAAUUAGAUGAAACAUUUUAAGCAAGUUCCAAUAGGGGCUCCAGAAUCCAUUAAUUUUGCUGAUGAGCAGAAAUAAAAUUGAAUAAAUCUUUCCAAUUUCAUAAAACCUGAACUGGUUGGCAGACAAAGAGCAGGAUUAUGUCAGAAAGGGAAGCAAAGGAGUAGUUAAAAUGUCAGGUGACUGAUUUUUGCUAUGUAUUUUGCUUCCUCUCCUUUCCCACUCCGUACCCCCGUUUCUAAUUUUCUUAAAUAUAAAAAUGUGUGUAGUCCAUAAGAUAAAUGAAAGCCUUUUGUUUACUUUGCAAAUGAUAGAAUUUGUUAGGUUUGCAAUCUUGUCACUUUGAGCAGAAAUGUAGUUGAUUCUGUUUUUUUAAAACUCAAUAAAAAUGGGUAUAAAUUUGA
Molecule: messenger RNA, 1681 nt
Organism: Carcharodon carcharias (great white shark)
Lineage: Eukaryota; Metazoa; Chordata; Chondrichthyes; Lamniformes; Lamnidae
Product: proteasome maturation protein
Exons: 6
Coding region: 109-537 (142 amino acids)
Biological process (GO): proteasome assembly
Cellular component (GO): cytoplasm; nucleus
Source: RefSeq, a predicted model, not a curated record